CUCAAAGACGGGUAUAUAUAUUGGACAAUUUUUUGAUAUCUGUACACACUUAUACUCAGUUAUUUAACUCUCUACAAGUCACAAAAAACAACAAAAAAAAAGAAGAAUGAAGUUAUUCGUUAUUGCCCUUCUCGCCGGGCUUUCAGCAGCUCAUAUCAUGGACCCACAUCCACCCAACAGUGACCAUAAGCACGGACUAUUCCAGUACAAUCAACACCAGACACAAUAUGGCACCGGGCCACUCGUCACCUGCGACUAUGGAGUAGAAAAAGUCAAAAAAGGAAACUCAGUUUUCCUUCUUUGCAACGACGGAGUCACAAAAUACGAAAUUAAAUGCGUGGCGCAUAAUAAAUGGAGCAUCCAUGACGAAAAUUGCAACAAAGUGCAAAAGCCUAUGCCACCAGUAUACAAGCCAAUGCCACCAGUUCACAAGCCUAUGCCGCCAGUCCACAAGCCGAUGCCACCAGUUCACAAGCCCAUGCCACCAGUGCUCAAGCCUUUGACACCUGGGCCAGGUUUCGGACAGCAACCACCCCAUCCCGGACACAAGGUGUCGCCAUUUCAUCCAGGACCCCCACAGGGACCACAAGGACGUCCAUAUUACCCAUCUCCAAGCCCUCGUUUCAACAUCUACAAAUUCAUGUUGAUGAAAAAACUCAUGGGUGGCGGAGCUGGCGGCAUGGACUUCAAAGACAUUAUAAAAUAUCAACAUCUUCUCGGAGGAAUGCAAGGAGGAAGCGGUGGCGGAAUUUUAUCAAUGAUGACCAACCCAAUGUUCCAACUUCUCGGAGACAAAAACCCAUUCAGCAGUCUUUUGGGCGGCGGUUCCGACGACGAAGAUGGUAAAAGCGGUAUCCUCAGCAUGUUAACCAAUCCAAUGAUGGGAUUAUUUGGAGGGGGAAACCCUAUAUUGAGUUUAUUGAGUGGUUUGGGAGACUCAAGUAACAUUUAUCACGGUGGCGACGACACAGAAUACAACGAUCUUGGAAGUAAUUAUGCGUAAACAAAGAUAAUGUGUUAUUAUUUAUUAUGAUGUCAUAUAAGUAAGCCUCAUAUUUGUUUUGUCACAAACAAUAUUUAUUUAUCCAAUCAAAUAUUUAUUGUAAUAUUUUGAAUGAUAGAAAGUUACUUGUGCCCGACUUUUUGCAAUAAAAUGUCGUGAUUACUGUUUUUGAAAA
Styela clava is the source of this 1178-nucleotide messenger RNA. RefSeq lists its product as uncharacterized. The record is from RefSeq and is a predicted model, not a curated record. Lineage: Eukaryota; Metazoa; Chordata; Ascidiacea; Stolidobranchia; Styelidae.